Sceloporus undulatus (fence lizard) is the source of this 1651-nucleotide messenger RNA. RefSeq names its product prothymosin alpha (gene PTMA). Gene Ontology annotation, molecular function: histone binding. Gene Ontology annotation, cellular component: nucleus. NCBI's taxonomy places the organism in Eukaryota, Metazoa, Chordata, Lepidosauria, Squamata, Phrynosomatidae. The record is from RefSeq and is a predicted model, not a curated record. Gene Ontology annotation, biological process: negative regulation of apoptotic process; positive regulation of transcription by RNA polymerase II. The transcript is spliced from 5 exons. Bases 410 to 745 code for a protein of 111 amino acids.
UGAAAGCUUCCACUGGCUCCGUCCAAAAGCAACUUUGCAUUGUUCCUGCUGACCUUCUUUUUUAUUACUGGCUGUUGUUGUAUUUAUUCUUAUUUGGAAACCAAGAUUGCCAAAGGAAGCAAGGAAAGGAGGCGAGAGGAAGCCAAAAGGGACUCUUGGAAGGAAGAUCUUGUUUAAUUGCUCAUUUAACUGCAAUUUAUACUCUUUUUAGCCUUGGCUUCCCUCCUUCCGUUGAAUCCUUCGCCUCUUUGGGCUCUUAGGAUUGUUGCUGGCGGUGGUUUGUGGCUCCUCUUGGAGUGAGCGGCCCUUUCGUUUUUUAUCUUGCAAGCUCGGCUUUGCAUUUGUGUAUAUAUCUAUCUAUAUAGACACACAAUCUCUAUCGCGUAUUCCCCUCCUCCAGAGAAGCGCCAUGUCAGACACAGCCGUGGACACCAGCUCCGAAAUCUCCACCAAGGACUUGAAAGAGAAGAAGGAAGUUGUGGAAGAGACAGAAAAUGGCAGGGAUGCACCAGCCAACGGCAAUGCUGAGAACGAGGAAAAUGGGGAACAGGAAGCAGACAACGAGGUAGAUGAAGAAGAAGAAGAAGUCGGUGACGACGAGGAGGACGAGGAAGAAGGUGACGGUGAGGAAGAAGAUGGCGAUGAGGAUGAGGAAGCUGAGGGCCCCACAGGCAAACGGGCAGCUGAGGACGAUGAGGAUGACGAUGUCGAUCCUAAGAAGCAGAAAACCGAUGAAGAUGAUUAGGGAGCAGAGUGAUUUAAAACACACACACACAAUUUUUUUAACUUUAAAAAAAAGAAAGGAAAACAAAUUUUUAAAAAGGCCAGCGUGACCUAUUUCGCGGUUGAAAAUUCCCUGUUGCAAAACAUGUCCCCCCCACCACCCAGCUUCCCUUCUUGCUGUGGUCACUUGUCACCAAGUAGAGCAGGAAAAAAGCCCUUUAAAAAAGCCAGUGUGCUGCUGCCGUUUGUCCGAUUCUGAAUGGAAAAGGAAAAAACGUGGCCUCCGUGGCCCUUUGCCACCUCUGGGUCCGGAGGGAAAGAUGGCGCAGUCGUCACCCCUUCCCUCCUCCCCCCCAGAAAACCUUCAAGGCCCAGCUUGCUUUCUUAAAAGUAACUUUAAAGGAGAAUUUGUUUGUAUUUUUUAUUUACAUUUUAUAUUUUUGUACAUAUUGGGACGAGGUCAGCCAUUUUUAACGCGAUCUCCGAUUGACCAAAAGGGGGGCUUUGAAGUGCAGGUUUUUUCUCUCCUCUGUUCCUAAAAGCGAGAAUUUUUUCCUUGACUUUACUUGUGGUGUGACCAUGUCCAAAACCAUGAUCUCAGAUGAGAAGUAAAACAGAUCCUGUGUAAAAAAUAAUCAAAAAUGCAAAAAAAGUCCAGUCUUUAUUAUUCUGAGCAUUCCAGUAACUCUUUUUUGUGUAUGUACUUUAGCUGUACCAUAAGUAGUGGGUUUGUAUGAGAAGAUGGCAAGGCCAAAGAUAAAAAGGUUUUUUUUUUCUUUUUUCCCCUUUUUCUUUUCUUCUUUUGUCUAUGAAGUUGCUGUUAAUUUUUUUGUUUUGGCCUGUUUGAUGUAUGUGUGAAAACAAUGUUGUCCAACAAUAAACCGGAAUUUUAUUUUGCUGAGUUGUUCUAACGAAGCUGGUUGCACAA